UCUACCACAAGUGGUAGUUGAAGAGAGGGUAAUGAAUGUUUGAGCUCCUUUCCCCUCUAAAAGUAAAUGCAAAGAUUUAUGGCGAAAGAUUUUUCAUUAAAUUAGAUUUCAAAGACAGCCAUUUGAGGGUCCAAUUUUGGUAUGCUUUUAGUGUUUUGAAAAACAGGAGUCAUCUUCACUCUUUCUUCCUCAUUCAAACAACAUUCUUUUUCCACUCUGUGCAUGUUUGUACAACUUUCUUGACUACGUGUUCUUGGUGUUGUGUGUGUGUGUUUGAAUUUAUUCUUGGACAAAAGCCAAAAGCUUUUGUGUAGGUGAUGAUAUUUAUUGUUUCCCUCCUUAAUUUUGAAGUUUGAAUCAAAGGUUUUGAUUCCAAAAAUCCUUCAAAGUUGUCAACUUUUGCUUUUUUGUAUUUAGGGUUCAGUCUUUUAUGCUGCUUUUUCAGUGGAAAUUAGAUGGGAUAAACAAACAGAAAAUACAAAGAACACCCAAAACACUUCUUCUUCUUCUUCAUCAUCUUUUCAACCAUCUUUCGUCUUAUUGAUUCACCAUUCAUGCAUAUUUCACUCUGGAAACCGAUCAUAUCCCACUGUUCUUUUUUAAUUUCCGAUAAAAAGAACAGAAAAAAAGAUGGUAGCCAUGAAGAAAUCAACAGAAACCCAUCAGUUCUUCGAAAAUUACAAGAAAACAAACUCAGAGAAGCUCUGGAACAAGCAUCUGAAGAUGGGUGUCUCAUUAGAUCCCAAAGUAUGGAUUCUUCAGACUCCAUCGACAUCGAAGACAAGAGUUUGGGAAGAUCGAGAUCGUUAGCAAGACUACAAGCUCAAAAAGAGUUCCUGAAAGCUACAUCUCUUGCCGCCGAAAGAACAUUUGAAAUCCAUGACUCCAUUCCCGAUUUCAACGAAGCUUUCUCCAAGUUCUUAACCAUGUACCCCAAGUACAAAUCAUCUGAAAAAAUCGAUCAAUUGAGAGCUGAUGAGUAUUCGCAUUUAGCUGAAACUGUUUCAAAGGUAUGUCUUGAUUACUGUGGAUUUGGGUUGUUUUCAUUUCUUCAAACUGUUAAUUACUGGGAAUCUUCAACAAUCGGUUUAUCUGAAAUCACCGCCCAUUUAAGCAACCAUGCUCUGUACGGCGGCGGAGAGAUCGGCACCGUCGAACACGAUAUCAAAACCAGAAUCAUGGAUUAUUUAAACAUCCCGGAAAACGAAUAUGGCCUUGUGUUCACAGUAAGUCGAGGCUCUGCUUUCAAACUUCUCGCUGAAUCUUACCCUUUUCACACAAACAAAAAGCUUCUCACCAUGUUCGAUCAUGAAAGCCAGUCUGUUAAUUGGAUGGCUCAAAGCGCAAAAGAAAAAGGUGCAAAAGUUCACAGCGCUUGGUUCAAAUGGCCGACGCUGAAACCAUGUUCAACCCAUCUCACGAAGAUGAUUUUAAACAAGAAAAAGAGGAAGAAAGAUUCAGCCACUGGGCUUUUCGUGUUUCCUGUUCAAUCGCGAGUUACAGGUGCUAAAUACUCGUAUCAAUGGAUGUCAAUGGCGCAACAAAACAACUGGCAUGUGUUGCUUGAUGCAGGAGCUUUGGGUCCGAAAGAUAUGGAUUCUCUCGGGUUAUCUUUGUUUCGACCUGAUUUCAUUAUCACUUCGUUUUAUAGAGUUUUUGGGUUUGACCCGACUGGAUUUGGGUGUCUUCUUAUAAAGAAAUCAGUAAUCGGAAGCCUUCAUAACCAGACAACUCAAACCAGUUCCGGCAUCGUAAAGAUCAGUCCGGUUUUCCCUCAGUACAAUUCCGGUUCCGUUGAUGGAAUCCCUGGAUUGGCCGGAAUCGAAGAUGUUGGAGUCGCCGGAAAACGCGAAGGGAUGCCGGAAACUCGUCAAUUACCGGCUUUUUCCGGCGCUUUCACUCCCUCUCAGGUGAUGGAUGUUUUCGAAACAGAAAUGGAAAGCUCCAUUUUCGAAGAUUCAAACAGUGUUUCUGUUGGUGAAGUUAUGAAAAGCCCUAAUUUUAGCGAAGAAGAUGAAUCAUCUGAUAAUUCAAUUUGGAUCAAUCUAGGCCCAAGUCCUUACGAAUCACAAGCCCAUUCAACCAAGAUUUUGAAAAAAGUAGAAAGCCCAGAGAUACAACAGGAAUCCGAAGCAAACGGGCCCGGGCCCGCAGUUAUACAAAGGGAAACCGAAGGUGAGUUUAGAUUACUUGGAAGAAGGGUAUCGUUCGGUUUGGAAGAAAAUGACGAUUUUACCCUUUGUGAUGAUUACGAAGGGUUAGAAUCAGAAAGACAGGAGCCCGGGAUAUCAUGUAGGCAUCUUGACCACAUAAAUAUGUCGGGCCUCAACAAGACAACACUUAGGUUACGAUUUUUAAUCAAUUGGCUUGUGACUUCUUUACUUCAACUUAGGUUACCAGGCUCAAACGGGUCGGUCCCACUUGUUCACAUAUAUGGGCCGAAGAUAAAGUAUGAGCGUGGUGCAUCGGUGGCAUUCAAUGUUAGAAACCGAAAUCUUGGAUUAUUUAGUCCGGAAAUUGUUCAAAAAUUGGCGGAGUCUAAUGGGAUUUCAUUAGGUGUUGGGAUUCUUAGUCAUGUAAGGAUUGUGGAAAACACGAAAAACCGUAUGAAUCUUGCGGACACGACAUUGUGUAGACCGAUGGAUGGGGGAUUGGUUAGGGCCGAGGUUGUGACUGCUUCACUUGGGUUCUUGACUAACUUUGAAGAUGUGUAUAGGUUGUGGGAUUUUGUUGCUAAAUUUCUCAAUCCAUCUUUUAUAAGAGAAUAUGGGCUUUCGACUGUUGUUGAAGAUGAAGAUGACGAACGAUGAUGGUAAGAAAUGAAGAUUUGUGCAUAGAAAACAGCCCGUUUGGGUACGAAUUGAAGCGAUUUUCUAAUGGGAUUUAGUGGAAGUAUAUGUAUUUUUAUGAUAUGAAACUUGUGAUUUAGAAAGUUUACGGAUUUUAGGGCUUGUUUGAAGGGUUCAAAGUUAGGUUAGAAGCUUUGUUUAUGGAGUUGAAAGAGCAUACCAGGGGCUUUUGUUUCAUAUAUUUGUAUAAUACUCUUUUUUUAUUAAAGAAAUGUAGUUGACUUUCACUUGA
Messenger RNA from Lactuca sativa (garden lettuce), 3081 nucleotides. RefSeq lists its product as uncharacterized. Lineage: Eukaryota; Viridiplantae; Streptophyta; Magnoliopsida; Asterales; Asteraceae. The record is from RefSeq and is a predicted model, not a curated record.